AUGUAUUACAUCCUCUACCUUGCAAGUCUCUGCAAACGCAGACACUGGUCAGAACCACACUAUGACUCCUUCCAAAGCUCCACAGGCUUCACCUGCGUAGUCCGAGUGAACAACCGCGAAUACAAAACCGACUCGAUCUGCGAGUCCGAAGUCAUGGCCCGCGAGAACGCUGCUAUGCGCGCGUACCUGAUUUGUCGGAAUUUCUCAGUGAAUGACGGCAUGUAUCCCGCUGGCCAUGACCACGGUGGAGUUUUGCAGGGGGUGCCCGUUGCGAUUGGGACUGGGCGUGGAAGCCAUCGAGUUUCUUCACGGUAUGGGACUGUGCACCAUGAUGAGAGCGACUCGACUUCAGUUAGUGGUGGCAGUCGGAGCGGCGGGAGUAGUCCUGAGAGUCACGACGGAGCGCGAUUGAUGACUCGUGAUCACCAUGACCGCCGUCAUGGGGUUCCUACUCGCGCUCUUGCUUACCGGGCAUCAGAAACCAACCCAACGCGAAAAUCUGAGAAUGAGCCUGAUGAUGAGUCCUCUAAACUGGAUGAGGCUGUGUCGUAUGUCAAGCAAAACCAGAGGAAGACACCAUGGCAGAGAGAGGGUUCUCAGAUACCGCCAGUGAAACGCGAGAGAGAUGCAUCCGCUAUGACGAAGGGAAAGCUCUUGACUACACCAUCACGACUUUUGAAGUUGAUUUUACCAGUAACGACGAAGGAUUAUAAUGAUGACAGAAAGGACGUCGAACCGUUGGCACUCCUAUUACACUCCCAGCAACCACUAUCAUAUCUCGAACGCUUGAUCCAAGCAGAAGUCCCGCCCAUCACAGACGAAAAGGGCAAACUGCGUCCACCACACGUCUCUUUUCUAGCCGUCGAGAUCGAAGACGGGACGAUUCAGCCCAGGAAACCAAAAGCCAAAAACUGGGUCGACGAGUCAAAAGAUGAUGAACAGGAGUCGCUGGACAGAGAUGAAGAAAAGUCGUCGGUAGCGACGAGAGACUCUCAGAUAGCUCGACUCGGGGACGUCUCCGACGAGAAAGAGGAUGUAGGGAAGAGCCUUGACGCUGAGCGCAAUACAGAGACAGACAAAGAGACCGAAGCCCUACGCAAGGGCUCCUUUGUCCGAUGGUCCUCAUCCACCGAGCUGGGUGACUUCAUUCGCGACGCAGCGCGUGUCAAAGAAUUUCUCGUCGAAAUCGAGAACUCACCCCUGGGCAAAAUCCCUGUAGCUGUCCCCUCCUUCAAUGACCGCACCUACUAUCUCCGCAUGCGACUACGCAAACUCUCCAAAAGCCUCAAAAAUCUCGCCAUAAUCAAACAAGAAUGCGACGUUCUCGCCCACCGCGGCGCGCAGCGAGUCGCCCUCGGCGGCCUCGGCGUGAUGGUUUCAUGGUGGUGCAUCGUGUACAAACUCACCUUCGAGACCGACUACGGAUGGGACACCAUGGAACCCAUCACGUACCUCGUCAGCUUAUCCACGCUAAUGGGCGGCUAUGCCUGGUUUCUGUACCACAACCGCGAAAUCUCGUACCGCUCCGCGCUCGAUUUUACGGUAAACCGUCGUCAGCAAAAACUCUACCAAGCGCGCGGAAUCGAUCUGCAGGUUUGGGAGUCGCUGAUCGAGGAGGCGAAUUCGUUGAGGAGAGAGAUCAAGACUGUUGCGGAAGAGUAUGAUGUGGAUUGGGAUGAGAGGGGGGAUGAGGAGGAUGAGCGGGUGACGGAGGCAUUGAAGAAUGAGCGUCGACAGAAGGAGAGAAGGGAAGAGGCGGAGAGAAAGCAGGAAAAAGAGGAUGAGAGAAAGGCUAGGGAUUAG
Molecule: messenger RNA, 1803 nt
Organism: Talaromyces amestolkiae
Lineage: Eukaryota; Fungi; Ascomycota; Eurotiomycetes; Eurotiales; Trichocomaceae
Exons: 5
Coding region: 1-1803 (600 amino acids)
Biological process (GO): calcium import into the mitochondrion; mitochondrial calcium ion homeostasis
Cellular component (GO): uniplex complex; mitochondrial inner membrane
Molecular function (GO): uniporter activity; calcium channel activity
Source: RefSeq, a predicted model, not a curated record